UGUAUGUUGCAAUUAAUUACAGAGCGGCGUCCAGAAACCCGAGAGUGGAGUGUUGACCCGACCCGAUCCGAACUGAGCGAGAUCUGCGAAAUUAGGGUUUUUUGUAAAUUUAAUCUAAUUCAAAUUGAAGGAAACUUGGUCAGGAGAGAGAUUAAUUAAUUGGAGAGAAAUUGAGAAAGGAUUUGAGUGUCUCAAUUAAUUAAUUUAUUAAUUGGUGGUUUUUGAGGAGAUUAUUUCUGUUAUUAUCAUGUCUGGCAGAAAGCUUGUGGUAUUGGGGAUCCCAUGGGAUGUAGAUACACAAGGUUUGAAGGAUUACAUGAGGAAAUUUGGUGAAUUGGAUGACUGUAUUGUCAUGAAGGAACGUUCAAGCGGCCGAUCUCGCGGUUUUGGAUACGUGACCUUUACAGAGGUUGAAGAUGCCAAGGCUGCACUGUUGGCAGAGCAUUUCCUUGGUAAUAGAGCGCUAGAAGUAAAAAUAGCAACUCCAAAGGAGGAAAUGAGAGCACCAUCGAAGAAAGUCACUAGGAUUUUUGUUGCUAGAAUUCCACUCUCUGUUACAGAAGCUACAUUUAGGAGUCAUUUUGAAAAGUUUGGUGAGAUAACUGAUUUAUAUAUGCCCAAGGAUCCAACUACCAAGGGGCAUCGUGGAAUUGGGUUUGUUACUUUUGCAAGUGCCGAUUCCGUGGAUGAUCUAAUGUCUGAGACCCAUGAACUGGGGGGUUCAAACGUUGUUGUCGACCGAGCAACCCCUAAGGAAGAUGAUUUCCGACCAAUUACCCGCAUGCCUCCUACCCAGAGUGGUGGAUAUGGUGCAUAUAAUGCAUAUGUUACAACUAGAUAUGCUGCAUUGGGUGCUCCUACAUCAUACGAUUAUCCAGGCUCUGCUUACGGAAGGGGGGAAUCAGCUCGGGGAAUGGGAAAGAAAAUUUUUGUUGGCAGGCUUCCUCAAGAAGCUAGUGUUGAAGACCUGCGCAUAUAUUUUGGAAGGUUUGGACGUAUCUUGGAUGUGUAUGUUCCCAAGGAUCCUAAGAGAUCUGGUCACAGGGGGUUUGGUUUUGUGACCUUUGCUGAAGAUGGAGUUGCAGAUCGUGUUUCACGAAGGUCUCAUGAGAUUUGUGGACAACAGGUUGCAAUAGAUUCAGCUACGCCUGUUGAUGAUGGUGGUUCGAGUGGAGCCUCUUUUAUGGACAAUCCUGAACCACCAGCAUAUGCAGGUUAUGGCCCAAUGCGAGCUUAUGGCAGGAUGUAUGGAAGCUUGGAUUUCGAUGAUUGGGGUUAUGGUGGCAUGAGUGGAAGUUUAGGACGCAUGGGAGGAACUGGAGGCAUGGGACGCAUGGGAGGACCUGGUGGCAUGGGACGCAUGGGAGGACCUAGUGGCAUGGGACGCAUGGCAGGAACUGGUGGCAUGGGACGCUUGGCAGGAACUGGUGGCAUGGGACGCAUGGGUGGAGACCUGGGACGCAUGAGCGGGGACUUGGGACAUAUGGAUGGAGACCUGGGGCGCAUGACCGGCGACCUGGGUCGUACGGGCGGAGACUAUGAACGCAUGAGUGGAGACUUGGGACGAACGGGAGGAAGUAUGAGCAGCAUAGGUGGAAGUUUGAGUGGAGGGAGAGCUUCACGAACAGAUUUCAGGUAUAGGCCGUAUUAGAGGUUUGGAUCUCUCCAAAGAUCAUUUUCAGUGCAUGGAUGUUGGUUAAAGUUAUGUAUAAUGUCAAUUUAUGUAUGUUGUUGAACAUUACGGAUGGAAUGUAUGCUUCUAAACUAGAAUUAUUGUUUCAGAA
This is a messenger RNA of Erigeron canadensis, 1784 nucleotides long. RefSeq names its product heterogeneous nuclear ribonucleoprotein A1. Bases 248 to 1651 code for a protein of 467 amino acids. Lineage: Eukaryota; Viridiplantae; Streptophyta; Magnoliopsida; Asterales; Asteraceae. Gene Ontology annotation, molecular function: RNA binding. The transcript is spliced from 14 exons. The record is from RefSeq and is a predicted model, not a curated record.